Paramecium pentaurelia is the source of this 602-nucleotide messenger RNA. Lineage: Eukaryota; Ciliophora; Oligohymenophorea; Peniculida; Parameciidae. The record is from the annotation of a GenBank genome assembly.
AUGAAUGUUAUUAUUCUUUGUUUAUUGUCAUUUGGUGUCUUAUCUCAAUUAUCAAAGUAGACAGUCACACACAAAAUUAAGAUUGGUAUUACUAUUGAUGGCAAGAAACAAGGAGAAAUCACUUUAGGUUUGUUUGGAAAAGUAGUACCAAAGACAGUAGAAAAUUUCAGAGCUUUAUGUACUGGUGAAUAGAAUGGCAAAAGCUAUGUAGGUUCCCCAUUUCAUAGAAUUAUUCCUUAUUUUAUGAUUUAAGGAGGUGAUUUCACAAAAGGAAAUGGUACUGGUGGAGAGUCAAUCUAUGGAAAUAAAUUCAACGAUGAAAAUUUUAAUUUACAACAUGAAAUUGGAUGUAUAUCAAUGGCUAAUGCAGGACCAAAUACUAAUGGAAGUUAAUUUUUUAUUACAACAGCAGAUACUCAAUGGGUAUUAUAUACAAUUAUAUAUUAUUCUAGUUAAAUGGAAAACAUGUAGUUUUUGGAAGAGUAAUAGAAAAUAUGGAAUUAGUAAAAAAGAUUGAAUCUAAAGGAUAAUAAAAUGGAUAACCAAAGGCUAAGGUUAUAUUUGCUAGUUGUAGUGCUGAAGUUGUCUCAGAUGAUUUAUGA